AUGAGCACAUUAACCUGGGAGUCCAGCAUACAAAGAUUGAAGAAUACUCCUGCUCUUUCUGUUGGAAUUAUUAUCUUUUCUUUCUUAUUCUAUGUCCUCUACCCAACGGAUUCGAAAUCGCUUUUGUUACUCCCAAGCUCGCCGUUGGAUUUGAACUUGAAUGCGAUUUCCUUUUAUAUUUUCCCUCAUGUCAACAUUUUCCACUGGCUCAUCAAUAUCGUCACGUUGUUUCCUUUGCUUUCUCGCUAUGAACGGUUCCAUGGCACGGUCUACACUGGAGUCACUUUGAAUCUUUUGGCUGUUGUUACAGCAUUGCAAUAUUGUGUGGUUGGUUUGUUUUUGUACCCAUCGGAUGCUGUGGCAGGGCUUUCCGGAAUUUGCUUCUCGUUUUUAACUUACUUCUGUUACAAGGAACACGAGAUGAAACCGGUCAUCAUGUCUUUGAAUUUUGCUGGCCAUGAACUUCAGGUGCCAACUAUUUACUUCCCAUUCUUCAAUUUGUUCUUGAUCGCGUUAAUCAUACCGUCCACUUCCUUCUUUGGCCACUUGGCUGGUAUUGGUGCUGGCUAUUUGUUGGCAAUGGGCAAAUUGAGCGUCUUGUAUCCUCCAGCGAAAAUCAUAUUGGCCAUUGAGAAAUUUUUGGCUCCAGGCAUAGCAAAGUUACAAAAUAUUGUGCUCUAUAUCAGAGAGGAAGACGCUGCCAGCGAACGUUCUGUUACAUACCGCCCUGUACUUUCUGGUGAUUUGGAACUGAACCAUUCGACAUCUGAAACUCCAAUUGAAGGAUUUGAAAGAAGAUUGGGCACUUAG
Clavispora lusitaniae ATCC 42720 is the source of this 810-nucleotide messenger RNA. RefSeq names its product putative rhomboid protease. Gene Ontology annotation, cellular component: membrane. NCBI's taxonomy places the organism in Eukaryota, Fungi, Ascomycota, Pichiomycetes, Serinales, Metschnikowiaceae. Gene Ontology annotation, molecular function: serine-type endopeptidase activity. The record is from RefSeq and is a predicted model, not a curated record.